AUGGUGUGCCACAAGCGUCGCGCCCUGUCCUUGGCGGUGGUUCUGGCUGGCGUGACUGGCUGCGUUCUGUUUGUCUUGCUGGGCGAUGGGCAGCUCCCUGUGCACUCUUCCGGCCAGCCCUUGCCUGAAGGGAUCGGGCAGCAGCCGUCAUCAAGCUCCGGGACGAAGUCAGUUCAUCCCGAGGCAGACACCUGGACCACAGGUGUGGUCGAGACAACUGGGCCACGGAAGCAUGCGUCACUUGCUCGGACUUGGCCGUCCACAACCCCGGUCUCCACCUCGCGUGCAAGAGACAGGUGUGGUCUACCGGCAGGUGGUCGUUGGGCCACCGUGGAGCUCCGGGGGCUACCGCCUUUCCCCAUGGCAGUGUAUGCCAUGCACGACGUUGUGAGCGAGAAGCUCAGGACAGUUCACCGCUGGGAGAUGGCCGAUCCGGCUGUCUACGGCAGGCCCGGGCACGCCAUGGACAUCGGCGGCAACCUCGGCAUCUACUCGCUGUCCUUGGCCAAGGCGGGAUGGAACGUGACGACCUGGGAGCCAAUGCCCGCCAACCUGAAGCUCCUCCGCGCUAGCCUCUGCGCCAACUCUGAAGUUGCGCCCCGGAUCGACUUGCAUGAAGCCGGCCUGUCCGACGUCGCCGAGACCUGUCGGAUGGUGUCUGACCGGACCAAUACAGGUGAUGGAACUGUGAUGUGCCGUGGGGAGAACGUGGUCCACCAGCGUGGGCAUCACUUCGUUGUGCGCGGCAGCUUUGAGAUGAAAGUGCUGGACGAGGAGCUUCCUAAGCUCAAGUUCGCCGACCAGCAGGUCGGCUUCGUGAAAGUGGACGUCGAGGGCUUCGAGUGCCAUGUCUGGCGGGGCGCACGCGAGCUCCUGAAGCAGAGGCCGCGCCUCAUACAGAGCGAAGUUUGGGGCGAAAUGCAGAACUGCACCCCGACGGAGUAUCUGAAACUCUUCCGCGACGCGGGUUACCAGAUCAAGAAGGAUGCACGAUGCCGAACCGACGCUCGUUGGACCGGGCCGCUGCGCAAGUCGGCCAUUGAAGACUACUUCCUGUGCCGAAGGGAUUAG
Molecule: messenger RNA, 1071 nt
Organism: Symbiodinium natans
Lineage: Eukaryota; Dinophyceae; Suessiales; Symbiodiniaceae
Source: the annotation of a GenBank genome assembly